Bufo gargarizans (Asiatic toad) is the source of this 1292-nucleotide messenger RNA. It is a transcript of the gene EBNA1BP2, whose product is annotated as EBNA1 binding protein 2. The transcript has 10 exons. NCBI's taxonomy places the organism in Eukaryota, Metazoa, Chordata, Amphibia, Anura, Bufonidae. Bases 73 to 990 code for a protein of 305 amino acids. Gene Ontology annotation, biological process: rRNA processing; ribosomal large subunit biogenesis. The record is from RefSeq and is a predicted model, not a curated record. Gene Ontology annotation, cellular component: nucleolus; preribosome, large subunit precursor; nuclear periphery.
AGCGGAAGCGAGCGGUUAGAAGACUUCCGGGAGGCUACACGUGUGGAGAGCUGGGUCAGGAGAAGAGCCGCCAUGUUGGACCGCGAGGAGGACAGCGCCUCGGAGUCGGACUCUGACUUUGAUGCUUCAGAACUGACGGAUAAAGAGCUGCAAGAAGCCUUCAAGCGGGGGGAUCUGAAGCCUGGGCUGAAUCUAGUGCUGGACGAGAAGAGGAAGCUUCCGAACGAUGUGAACGGACUAAAGCAAAGUCUUAAAGAUCUGAAGAAAGACCUGCCCUGGGUGGAGCGUCUGGAUGUGACAACGGCCCCCGUACCAGACCCAGCGGUGCAGAACGGGGUGGAGGCUCAGGGUGCGGAUGUGGAUGCUGAGGAUGAUUUCAAAAGAGAGAUGUGCUUUUAUCGUCAAGCACAGGCCGCGGUGCUCCUCGCUUUGCCACGUCUUAUUAAAUUGAAAGUCUCCACUAAUCGUCCUGAAGAUUAUUUUGCAGAGAUGGCAAAAACUGAUCAACACAUGCAGAAGGUCCGAAAGAAACUUCAAGCCAAACAGAUCUCAAUGGAAAAAUCUGAAAAAGCCAAGCAGCUGCGAGCUCUGCGGAAGUACGGGAAAAAGGUGCAAGUGGAAGUUUUACAGAAGAGGCAGAAAGAGAAAUCCCACAUGAUGAACCAGGUCAAGAAGUAUCAGAAAGGUCUGUCUGAUAAGCUGGAUUUUCUAGAGGGCGAUCAAUCUCAACAGAAAUCUGGUGGAGUAAACCCCAAGUCUAAGAAAGGACCAAACGCCAAAAGACAAUACAAAGACCAGAAGUUUGGAUUCGGUGGGAAGAAAAAGGGGUCAAAAAUGAACACAAAGGAAAGUUUUAAUGAUGUGUCUGGGUUCCGAGCACGUGUGGCACAUGGAAAAGGUCCCCACAGACCCGGGAAGAAGGGAGGCAAGAACGCAAAUAAGAGACCGGGUAAGCGGGUGCGGCAGAAGAUAAAGAAUAAGGGAAGAUAAGUGGCGGAUCGGGCAGUGUUUGGCGGUGACCUCCGGGCUGUAUAUUAUCAGAGACUUUGUGAAUGGAGCAUUAUUUCCCUGCGGGGCUGCGCUCUCUCAUAGUUUUGUAUGGAAUAAGUUUUAUGAUUAAAUGAGACGGGUGGAACCACAGCGGCUUUAGAGUGAAGAGAAUGCUCAGGCUGGAACAGUAAGGGCCCAAGUGUCUGAGGGCCAAGCCCAGACCUUAAGGGCUGGUGCAGGUCUCCAUAUAAUUCUAGUGAUAGGUUAUUUAACCUAAAAAAUAAAAACCUCAUGACGCUUGA